AUGGACGCGGAAAAGUGUGAAUUCGUGGCCGGCAACGAGAUGAUCGACGUGAUUCCGGCGUUCUCGGACCCAGCGAAAUUCCUUCUGAUCAGCGCGGAACUGGGUCCGUUCGAGGCGGGAGUGCCAACGCCGGUGCCCGUGUGGGUGGCCGUUCAGAUGAAACGGAAGCAUCAGUGCCGGAUUGUGACGCCCGUGUGGCUCGAAGUGGAAGAGCUCAAAAAGAUAUUGGCGGCCGAGACGGAGAGCCAGGGACUCUCGCCGCUGCCCAGUUUCUUCUUUGAAAUCACGCACAUGCUCGUACGGGAGGCCAAAGACGACAUUUUCGAGGUGGAAGCCGCCAAAUCUCUCGUUCAGGACAUUUACGAUCGGAGAGACGCCAAAAUGCGAACCUCUGCCAUCGCUUUCCUUUCACAGGUAUUGAGAAAAAAGUAUGGACAAUUGUCCAAAUUUUCUAUUUUUCAGAACAGAACGUGUCAUGCUCAACUGGACGGUGUUCAGCCCAUCGAAGUGGCUUCUGCUCGCGCCACCCUUUCCGCGUGCAAGCAAAUGAGCAUUCUCCUUCGCAACAAACACGAAUCAACUCCGCUCUGA
This is a messenger RNA of Caenorhabditis sp. 36 PRJEB53466, 591 nucleotides long. The record is from the annotation of a GenBank genome assembly. NCBI's taxonomy places the organism in Eukaryota, Metazoa, Nematoda, Chromadorea, Rhabditida, Rhabditidae.